AUGAGUAACGUGGAGGAAGCGCCGACGGGGUUCCCGCAGGAGGAGGAGGAAGCGCUCCGCGGGGACGAAGACGUGGCCGAUAUUGUGAAGGUGGAGACCUUCCGUGACAACCUUGCGCCGCUGAGCGAGGUGAAGCGCUUCGGCAUCGUCUCGGUGGCCGUGUUCGGCAGCAUUGCGGCCUCCUUUGCGCACUUCUUUAACCUCUUCAGCGGGGAGCUCGAGAAGAAGUACGGACUAACGCAGAAGGAUCUGUCAACCGUCGGCACGGUGGGUACCGUCUUUUGUUUUUUCACGCUCCCGUACGGGUUUGUGUACGACUACUUCGGCCCCAUACCCAUCUUUGGCAUUGCGACGGUGUUCUUUCCGAUCGGAGCUCUCCUGCUGGCGUUGUCGUUCAACGGGUUCGUCUACGCCACGGUGGUGCGCCUCAGCGUGUUCAACGCCAUCCUAAACAUUGGCACCAUCAUGUUUGACAUCGGCAUUCAAAUGACGAUGCUCAGCUUAUUUCCAUCCAGCCGGGGCGGCAUUGUGGCAAUUGCGAAGUCGUUCAAUGGGUUGGGCUCCCCGAUUGUUGCGGCGAUUCAGCUCGCCUUCUUUAAUGGGCGCCCGGACCAUUUCUUCUACUUCCUGAUGGCGCUCGUGGUUGUGAUUGCCGUGACAUGCAUGUUCGUCGUCCGUCUGCCCCCCUACCACCUGACCGGCUACCAGCAGACGCACCUGAGCGAGGAGGAGAAGCAGCGUCGCCUCACCACCCGGGCGCAGUAUCUGCGCCAGAAGACGCCUAUUCCCCGCUUCGCCGUUGGGCUCUUCUUUGUGAUUGUGCUCAUUGUGUUUAUGCCGCUGGAGGGGGCACUCGUGGUCUCCUACGACCUUGGGAAGCGCUACAGGGUGGCGUUUGCGGUCGUCGCCAUUGUGCUGGUCUUGCUGAAUUGCACGCUCAUGCCACUUCCACUGAAGAUCCUCGAACGGGAGUGGUGGUCGCGGCGGCGCCAACGCGACGCCGAGGCGCCGACGCAGGACCCCCAAAAAGAGAGGCUCUCAAACGAAACUCCUGAGAGGUUAACGGAGGAUGAAAGUUCAGAGAAAAAGUCCACGGCGGGCGUGGAGACCGACGUAGACUACAUUGCACCGCAGUACCAGACGACCUUCCUGCAAAGUGCCUGCACGCUGAGGCUGUGGGCCGUACUGUGGUCGCUGUUCGCCACAGUGGGCGCUGAGACUGUCCUGAUGCUCAACGCAAGUUACAUCUUUGCCGCACUCUCCGGUGAGAAGGUCUCCCCGUCAUUGAGAACACUGCUGACUGUGCUAGACGGCGUUGGCAGCGCGGUUGGGCGUCUGAUGAUGAGCGGGUUUGAAAUGUGGUCGCAGAAGAAGAAGCCGGAGGACCGCAUUCCCAUGACGAUGGCCCUCUUCAUCCCGGCCUCCGUCAUGGUCGUGGCGCUGGUGCUCAUCCUCAGCGUGCCAAAAGCCGCCCUUCCGCUGCCGUACGUUUUGGGCGCGCUGGCCAACGGGAUACGCGCCGGUGUGGUUGUCUUGAUGAUGCGCACCAUCUACGCCAGGGACGUCGCCAAGCACUACAACUUCUGUUUUCUGUCGACGGUGUUUGCGACGAUUCUGUUGAACCGGUUCACCUACGGCGAGUGGUACACCCGUGAGGCGGACAAGCUUGGCACCAGGGUCUGCUACGAACGCCGCUGCGUCGUGAUGCCGCUGGCGCUGAUGCUGGGCAUCAACUGCACCGCCUUCAUCUCCAGCGUGUACGUGCACCUCUCGUACCGCAGCUUCAGCCGCAAGACCCUGGCGGAGCGACGUCGCAUCAAGGAAGCGGCUGCACGACCAACCGCCGUCGCGCCGGACGGCCAGGCAGUGGCUGCCAACCCGUUACAACCUUCUCUCCCCUUCCCUUCCACUGCCUUGUCUCCGUGA
Molecule: messenger RNA, 1926 nt
Organism: Trypanosoma conorhini
Lineage: Eukaryota; Euglenozoa; Kinetoplastea; Trypanosomatida; Trypanosomatidae
Exons: 1
Coding region: 1-1926 (641 amino acids)
Cellular component (GO): membrane
Source: RefSeq, a predicted model, not a curated record